GAGUGUUCCAGGCCUGGAGGUGGAAGAUGGAAUAUUAUGAGGAGCAGAGAAAAUUUUCUUGGAUCUUUAAAGAAGCUCAACCACGCAAAUGUAGUGAAAUUGAAAGAAGUCAUCAGGGAAAAUGAUAACCUUUAUUUUAUCUUUGAAUACAUGAAGGAAAACCUUUAUCAGCUAAUGAAAGAAAGAAACAAGUUGUUUCCUGAGUCUGCUAUUAGGAAUAUUAUGUACCAGAUACUACAGGGACUUGCAUUCAUCCACAAACAUGGGCAGAGAGAGGAGUGCAGUGUGACAUGGGCGUGCAGACCACAGCAAACCUGGAGCAGUUACUUCCUCAUUCCAAGAAUUUCAGCAUUAAUAGUAUCAAAAGAUGCACGAUUAACCGAGACAGACAUGAUCUUGGCGGAACUUUGUGCAGCACUUCGAUAUUCCUACUUUCAAGUUGGACAUCCCCUAGGCAGCACUCCCCAUAGCCUUCAGGAAAUGGGGAAACCACAGAAAGAAUUCCAGGAGAAGAUGGGACCACCACCUCAUAUGAAACCCGUCCCUCCUGCAACCCCCCCUGCCAAACCACAUCCCCGGAUUUCUUCUCGACCACAUCAGCCCAGCCUGACCCCCCAGCAUCUCAUAUACCCAUACAAAACAGAGGCUUCAGCAGCAGAUCCUGAGAGCCAGCACCAAGAGGACCAGCCUAUUCCAGUGCUUUUCCCAGCCCUCCACAACAAGAUCCCUCAGAAUAAAGUUCUGGCAGGCUUGGAGCACCCAAAUGGUGAAAUUAAACCAAAGAGGAGGAGGUGGGGGCCACUUUCCAGGUCAACAAAGGAUUCUGAUGAUUGGGAUGAUUUGAAUGACCUCGAUUUCAGCCCUUCCUUCACCAAGGCUGAUCUAAAAAAUAAGAAAAGACAGAGUGAUAAAACUCUCCAUAGAUUUGAGAGCGUUUUGGACCUGAAGCCUUCAGAACCCAUAGGUACCAGUAACAGUGCACCCACCCAUACUUCCUAUCAGUGACAAGGCACUCCAACAUUGCGAUCUGUAGCCAAGCAGCAUUACUUGAAGCACUCUAGAUACUUGCCUGGGAUAACUAUUAGAAAUGGCAUACUUCCAAAUCCAGGCAAGGAUUUUCUCCCACCUAAUUCAUGGUCUGGUUCUAGUCUCUCUGGAAAAUCUUCUGGUUCAGUAUCAGGAAUCAGCAGAAUGAAUUCAGGUUAUGCUUCACUGAAGUCUGUGAGACCUCAUCACAAUCGACCCCUUUUCCAUACUCAUCCCCAAAAUACCCCAGGAUUACUGCCUCAGCCACCUGCAGCCCAGCUGGUCCAUGGACGUACUGCCUGGGUUUCUAAAUAUGCAUCCUGACAGUGACAGAUGUGAAGCAAUUUGCACUGAAAAGCAGGAAACUUUUCAUCAAAUAAUUAUGGUGAAGAAAACUCUCUCACCUGCAAUAAACAUGAGAAAAGAUAAGCAAAGGCCUCUCCCCAACAUAUUAUAGUUAUUUUCUGCAAUCAAGAUAUUUCAAUAUUCCUUUUUUUUUUAGUUUUUUAAAAAUAUUAACUUGAGUCCAAUGUUGUACCUUUUUUGUACAAAAUUAUUUUGUUCUAUAAUUGGGUCCUAUUAUUUUCUUAAAUAGCAGCAUUUUGUAUAUAGGCGAUUACA
This is a messenger RNA of Phascolarctos cinereus (koala), 1647 nucleotides long. The record is from RefSeq and is a predicted model, not a curated record. NCBI's taxonomy places the organism in Eukaryota, Metazoa, Chordata, Mammalia, Diprotodontia, Phascolarctidae.